CAGGAUCGGAGAACUUUGGCCGUCAGAGAGGCGUUCGUCCAAGCCAAAGCAGUUCUGCCCCUCCCCACAGCUGGAAGACACCGGACGAACAAGUUGACGUCUGUCUACUAUUUGCUAGCCGGGUCGUGGGCGAGCUGCAAGAUGAGCAACAUUCAGAACUCUGAGAAUUUGAACUCCUCGGCGAAGCAGCCUCUGCUCACUCGGCAAGCAGAUUCUGAUGUGAGCCUGCCGGACUAUAUCCACGGGCCCGAGGAGGGCGGCAGUACGAGUCGUUCUUCUGGGUCCGACGCGGGCCAGGUAGUGUUUCAGAUCUCACCCAGGCUUGGUGUCAGUAUCCGGCUGAGUGCUGUUGCAGUGAACAUUGCCCUGUCAGUACUCACCGUAUUAGCACAGGUCGGCAUGACGGUCACCUUGCCUAUGUUCUCCAGCGCACUGGGCUCACACAUGAUCUGCGGCGAGCUGAAGCCCGUCGGCGACGUCUACUUCCUGCUGCUGUUCUCGGCGUUCUGGUUCAUCGUCUUCUUCGGCGCUCUCCUUCUGCUGGCGCGCUUCCUGAACCCGGAGUUCUCGCUUCGUUCCAACGUUAGCCACUCCAACAGGGUGCUGCUCGGCAGCUUCAACGUCCUCAACGGCCUUCUGCUGGUGUUCAGCAGCCCGGACGAUCGCACACCGGUGUUCCUGCAGCCGCUGCUGUCGACGAUUAUCAUACCGUUCACCGUGUUCUUCAGCUACGUGAUCCUGCGCAAGAAGGAGAGCGCGCCGCGUCUGAUCUGCUGCCUGAUCGUCAUCAUCGGCCUCGUCAUCUCCACCGAGCCAGUCAUCUUCAACAUUGACGGCCAGGGCAGCAGUGGGCCGGUGAAGACCAAGGCCAUCACGCGCUUCGUCUGGAGCUGCGUGUUCAUGAUCGGCUUCGUACCGCUGGCCAUCAACAACGUCGUCGAGGAAAAGCUGCUCAAGCAGUCGGCAAAGAAAGCGGAGGCUUGCGGCGGCGAGGCGGCAAAGGAACACGACGUCAACGCGCUGCUGCUGAUGUUCUGGAUCAACUUUUGGACGUUCGUCCUGUACGUGGUGCUCUUCUGGGUCGACUUCAUCCCGGUCUUCGGCACCGUCAGUGGCUUCCACGACUUCAAGGCGCACAUGAGCGACGGCAUGCGCUGCAUGUUCGGCAACCCGCGAGGCCCCAGCGAGUAUUUUGCGAACGUGAGCGCGAGCUGUGCGUCGACGCUGAACGACCCGACGCAGUUCAACCCGGACCCGAGCUGCUCGGUGCCGGUCAGCUACUGCUGGAUGUUUGUGACGUUCUACUGCCUGGCCAACCUGUUCAGCCUGAUGCUGAUUAAGUACGCGGCCGGCGCUGUCUACCUGGUGGUAGUGCAAGGGCUGAUCACGCCGCUUGGUGCCAUCUUCUGGUACCUGUUCAAGAUGGACCGGACGGCGCACGUCUCGUGGCACCCAGUCUACCACGCCGGCGCCUCCACCUACACGCUCAUCGGCCUGCUGCUGAUGGUGCCCGCCGUCGUGGCCUACAAUGUCCUGGGCAGGCGUGCUGCCACCACUGCUCAGCAAGAGCAAGAGCAAGAGGCGGCCAUUCGCGACGCCGAGCAGAGCGAAGCGCGAGGAAUCCGGCUCUAACUGUUCCGCUGUCCAGGAACCGACGUCACCCUGUAAGUCAAGGCUUUAUCGGCCACUGGGUCGUGUCUAACCGCCAAUUCAGUGAUAUGAUGCUAUUUAUUUUAUUUAUUUAUAAAUUUUAUAUACUCAAUCUCCAGACAGCUAGCUGCGUCGAUCUUGUUGUCGUCUCUGCAACAUGCUUUACAUGGUAGAGUGUGCAUUGGUCAUUCUACAGAGUAGCGCUAGUCUGAAGGUCUUAUCAAAAUAAUGAUCAUCACGAUACACUCGGAUCACCGGGCACCCUUGCCUCUCGGUUUGCACCCAUUGACAAAGAAUAAUUCUGAUUGUUAAUUCUGGAUGCAGUUCUACUGUAGGUGGGUGUUUCUGCCACCCGAUCACUUUGACCUAGAGCUGUUGAUUGUGACGUCGUUGCUGAGUUCGAUCUUGUCCAUCUUGGAGAAUUCUUAUCCUUGCUAAGCUACACAAGGAUUUUAGCAGCAGCAGCAGCAGCAUUAUUUUUUAUGCGCCUUUACAUGUAGGUUUUGUGUAGUGUUAGAUAUUAGGAUUUUUACCAACGGAAAUAAAUAGCAAUUUCCUACUUGGAACUGUUUCAAAUAGGGGUAGGAAGGUCUUCAGUCCAAUCCACCCUUGCAUUCUCUUCUUCCUUCUGUACUGGUGAUUCCACUUCAACAUACUUACGAGAAUUCUCGUUUUGAAUUUUUUGGCCGGCAUUGUACAUGCCGUGGCUCAUUGCCUUUGUAGUUUAACUUCUUUUCUGCUGUCUUGCAGUUUUGCUUCAUCUUGUAUCCUCUAGUCUGAAAUCUGAAGCACAAGAAAGUUGUGUCGUUUCUGAAUAUUUUCGUAAGGGGCCAUCCGUAAAUAUAGAUAUUUAUUUAGAAACGAAAACUAGUCGUUUAGGG
Molecule: messenger RNA, 2531 nt
Organism: Sycon ciliatum
Lineage: Eukaryota; Metazoa; Porifera; Calcarea; Leucosolenida; Sycettidae
Exons: 2
Coding region: 142-1632 (496 amino acids)
Source: RefSeq, a predicted model, not a curated record